AUGAAUGGCCGACACGAAGCUAUGGCUUCUCCUAAGUAUAGAGAUACAAGGGAAGUUCUCGUCGCCGAUGAAUGGCCGACACGAGAAACUUCAGCAAAAUCAAUGAAUCAACUGUCACCGCCGAUGAAUGGCCGACGCGAACAGUUGUUAGCUACCAAGGAAGUUCUCGUCGCCGAUGAAUGGCCGACACGAGAAACUUCAGCAAAAUCAAUGAAUCAACUGUCACCGCCGAUGAAUGGCCGACCGUCGUUUUACAGUUCAUCACGGGCUUAA
This is a messenger RNA of Funneliformis geosporum, 273 nucleotides long. NCBI's taxonomy places the organism in Eukaryota, Fungi, Glomeromycota, Glomeromycetes, Glomerales, Glomeraceae. The record is from the annotation of a GenBank genome assembly.